UGUGUGUUUCUCUCCCUUUUUCAAGGGAUUCUAUGAAAUCGAGUUCGGUUUGAAUCUCACACACGCACAAAUCUGUAUACAGUGUGUGUGUUAGGGUAUCAGAGUAGAGUGAUAGAAGAAGACAACCAUGUCGCUGAGACCGAGCACGAGAACCGAGGUUCGCCGGAACCGGUACAAGGUGGCCGUCGAUGCUGAGGAAGGGCGGAGAAGGAGAGAGGACAACAUGGUCGAGAUCCGAAAGACCAAACGAGAAGAGAGCUUGCUCAAGAAGCGUCGCGAAGGCCUUCAACCCCAACCUUUUCCCGCCAGUGUCCCUCCCUCCACCCUCGAGAAAAAGUUAGAGAGUCUUCCUUCCAUGGUUGCUGGUGUUUGGUCUAAUGAUGGCAAUCUGCAGCUAGAAGCUACUACACAAUUUCGUAAAUUGCUUUCUAUAGAACGUAGCCCACCAAUCGAAGAAGUUAUACAGUCUGGUGUUGUUCCCCGCUGCGUUGAGUUUCUUAUGAGGGAGGAUUUCCCACAACUUCAGUUUGAGGCCGCCUGGGCUCUCACAAACAUAGCUUCUGGUACCUCAGAAAACACCAAGGUGGUAAUUGAUCAUGGGGCGGUUCCCAUUUUUGUCAAGCUUCUGGCAUCUCUGAGUGAUGAUGUUCGUGAGCAGGCUGUGUGGGCAUUAGGUAAUAUUGCCGGUGACUCCCCCAGGUGCCGUGAUCUUGUGCUCAGCAAUGGAGCUUUGAUUCCUUUGCUUGCACAAUUGAAUGAGCAUGCCAAACUUUCAAUGCUGAGAAAUGCCACAUGGACGCUAUCCAACUUCUGUAGGGGCAAGCCACAGCCUCCAUUUGAGCAGACAAGGCCUGCACUUCCUGCCCUCCGGCAACUUAUUCAUUCCAAUGAUGAAGAGGUGCUGACAGACGCAUGCUGGGCUCUCUCGUAUCUCUCUGAUGGUACAAAUGAUAAAAUUCAAGCUGUGAUUGAGGCAGGUGUCUGUCAACGACUUGUUGAACUCCUCCUUCACCCAUCCCCCUCCGUCCUCAUUCCAGCACUUCGCACAGUUGGCAACAUUGUGACAGGAGAUGAUCUUCAGACUCAGUGUAUAAUGGAAAAUGGUGCACUUCCAUGCUUGCUCAGUUUGUUAACCCAUAAUCAUAAAAAGAGCAUCAAGAAAGAAGCCUGCUGGACUAUCUCAAAUAUUACUGCUGGAAAUCGCGAGCAGAUACAGGCUGUAAUUGCGGCUGGCCUAGUUGGCCCUCUUGUCAAUCUGCUUCAAACUGCUGAAUUUGAUAUAAAGAAAGAGGCGGCUUGGGCAAUUUCAAAUGCUACUUCUGGUGGUACUCAUGAGCAAAUCAAGCACUUAGUCGAUCAGGGCUGUAUAAAGCCUUUGUGUGAUCUCCUUGUAUGCCCUGAUCCAAGGAUUAUCACUGUCUGUUUAGAAGGGCUAGAAAAUAUCUUGAAGGUUGGGGAAGUUGAGAAGACCUUAGGUAACACAGGAGAUGUUAAUUACUAUGCCCAGUUGAUUGAGGAAGCUGAGGGGUUAGAAAAGAUUGAAAAUCUUCAGAGUCAUGACAACAAUGAAAUUUAUGAGAAGGCAGUGAAAAUUCUUGAGACGUAUUGGUUGGAAGAUGAGGAUGAGACUUUACCUUCAGGUGAUGGUCCCCAGCCCGGGUUCAACUUUGGAGGAAAUGAUAUUCAACUCCCGUCUGGUGGAUUCAACUUUAAAUGAAGUGCGUAGAUUGUAGGAAUUCCAGUUUUGGGAUGAAGCAGUUCAUGAUGAGCAGCAAGGUAUAUGUUGGUGUCGAGCCAGGUCAGGGCAGCUCACCAUGUCAGGUUACAGUCAGGUCCAGUGUCCAUUGUUGUUGAAGCGGUGCCAAGCUGUGGUAAUCAUACUACAGUGGUCAAAUAAAAAGGGUUGGGAGGGUUUAAUGGCGAAAAGGAUGGAGCCUAAUGGUGGUUUGGUGUUUGGGCCUUGUGUCGUGCAAUGUUUUCGAAAUAGCUAUAAGGUGAUCUUGUUGCAAGAAUGGAGGUUUCUGAACGCCACAUCGCGCCGUCUAUAUGUUAUUCAAGUUUUGUAUUAGUAGUCUCUAUGGAGUCCGUAUGUUUUUCUUAUUUUCAGUGGGUGAAUACAAUUUUGAUGAGCCUUUUGAUUGCAAGAGAGGAAAUUGAGCUUAUUUUCUUGUGCUAUAUGUCCCUUGAAAUGAAUAUUGUGAUUACAUAUUUGUUUCUAAAUGUCUUCUAUACUUUUUUUUUGUUUUUUUUGUUUUUUGAA
This is a messenger RNA of Camellia sinensis, 2260 nucleotides long. Its product is annotated as importin subunit alpha-2. Gene Ontology annotation, molecular function: nuclear import signal receptor activity; protein binding. Gene Ontology annotation, cellular component: cytoplasm. The record is from RefSeq and is a predicted model, not a curated record. NCBI's taxonomy places the organism in Eukaryota, Viridiplantae, Streptophyta, Magnoliopsida, Ericales, Theaceae. Gene Ontology annotation, biological process: protein import into nucleus.